CCAACUCUAACCGGCUUCGUGCUGUCUGCAGGCUCAGGCAGGAUGUACAGCUUCAUGGCAGGGGGUCUUUUCUGCGCCUCGGUCGGGAACAUCCUGCUGGUGGUUUGCACGGCCACUGACUAUUGGGUGCAGUACCGGCUCCAGGGGGCCUUGGCCAACCAGGGCCUCUGGCGCUACUGUCUGAUGGGCAAGUGCUACAUGCAGACGGAGAACAUUGCCUACUGGAACGCCACCCGGGCCUUCAUGAUCCUCUCUGCCCUGUCGUGUUUCGCUGGAAUCAUCACGGGGAUCGUGUCCUUCGCCCACCCAUCCACCUUCGAGAGAUUCAACCGGUCGUUCGCUGCCGGGAUAACGUUCUUCGUCUCCACGCUCUUCGUCCUGCUGGCCAUGGCUGUCUACACCGGCGUUACCGUCAACUUCCUGGGCAAGCGGUUCGGGGACUGGCGCUUCUCCUGGUCUUACAUCCUGGGCUGGGUCGCCCUGCUCAUGACCUUCUUCGCAGGGAUAUUUUACAUGUGCGCGUAUCGGAUGCACGGAUGCCAGCGCGUGGCUGAGACGCGUUAAACCCUGCGUGAUGGCGCCGCAGUGAAUCGAUAGACACCUGACUCCUGGGGCGAGUGAUACCUCGCCAUUUCCCACCCCCAGCCUUCCAGCAACCUGCCGCAAUGGGACAUCCCCAUAGAAAACGCCCUUCGUUCGUUUCAUCGGAUUCCAGGCCAGCUUCCUCCUUUGGCACUCGGUGCCGGAUGUAACCAGAGCCAGCCCCCUGCCCCCAAUUGUGUUAGAAUCAAAUCAGACAAAGGGAAGCAUCGAUUACCCCACAUUUUACAGCCUAGGGGAAACUGAGGCACGGCGAGAGGGACUGACCUGCCCAGUGUCACACAGGAACACAGCAGCAGUGCUGGGAAUUGGAACCCAGGUGUCCUGAGUUCCCGGCAGGACCAUCCUUCCUUUAGAACCGGACUUAAAAUAUCAAGCACCUGUGCGGAGUGAACUUGUGCUGUAGCUUUGAUUGAUAAGCAGACGGGCUGUGAAAUUAAAUUGGCCCCUGGAGUUACAACUGCUCAGAAAUUUCUCCCUACCUCCAUGCCCCUCCUGAGUAGCGCGAGCUAAGACUACAUAGCAGCAGGAAGUGUAGUUUUAAAGUUUUGUGUCUUUGGCCAGGCAGCUCUGAUGUUUGCCUUUAACAAAGUUUUAUGCAUUGA
This is a messenger RNA of Chelonia mydas (Green sea turtle), 1205 nucleotides long. RefSeq names its product lens fiber membrane intrinsic protein. Bases 43 to 564 code for a protein of 173 amino acids. The transcript has 4 exons. Gene Ontology annotation, cellular component: plasma membrane. The record is from RefSeq and is a predicted model, not a curated record. Gene Ontology annotation, molecular function: structural constituent of eye lens. NCBI's taxonomy places the organism in Eukaryota, Metazoa, Chordata, Testudines, Cheloniidae.